Messenger RNA from Cannabis sativa, 1775 nucleotides. RefSeq names its product armadillo repeat-containing protein LFR. NCBI's taxonomy places the organism in Eukaryota, Viridiplantae, Streptophyta, Magnoliopsida, Rosales, Cannabaceae. The record is from RefSeq and is a predicted model, not a curated record. The coding region runs from base 147 to 1517 and encodes 456 amino acids. Gene Ontology annotation, molecular function: nucleosome binding. Gene Ontology annotation, biological process: chromatin remodeling; regulation of transcription by RNA polymerase II; positive regulation of DNA-templated transcription. The transcript has 8 exons. Gene Ontology annotation, cellular component: nucleoplasm; SWI/SNF complex; brahma complex.
AAAUUUUAAUAUUUUAAAUGGUUAAUUUGACAAAUUUUCCCAACGAGGGGUGAAAUUGGUAUAGUAUUUUGUGACAAAUGUGAUGUGCCCUAAAUCCCAAAUUCAAAUCUUUCUGCAAUCAUCGAGUGUGAGGGAUCGAUAACACUAUGCAGAAGCGAGAGCAAGGCAAGUCGGGUGGAGCGUCGGGUGGUUCUGCCGGACCACCGGCGAAAAGAGGUCGUCCCUUUGGUAGCACCAGCAACAGCGCCGCCCUAGCGGCCGUCGCCGACACUGCCGCUCCAUCAACUCUCUUUGGGCCGUCUCUCCAUGUUCACAGCUCCUUCGCCGAUCAAAACAGUAAAAGGAUAGUUUUGGCUCUUCAGAGUGGAUUGAAGAGUGAGCUAACAUGGGCAUUGAAUACUCUCACAUUACUCUCUUUCAAAGAAAAGGAUGAUAUGCGCAGAGAUUCAACUCCUCUUACUAAGAUUCCUGGGUUACUUGAUGCUGUACUUCAAGUUAUUGAUGACUGGCGUGAUAUAGCGGUUCCGAAAGAUCUUGUAAAGGCACCGAGAGUAAGAACUUUAGGGGCAAAUGCUUUUGUAACAGGAUUUGGUAAUGAAUAUGACGCGUUGGGAUCAAAUGGCAAUCUGCCACAUCCUGGCUUGGGAUCUGGUUCUUCUCAUUCGGAAGCAUCGCCAAAUGUGUAUAAACCUCGCACUUCAGAGUGGUGGGCUAAUGAAGAUGGUUUGUUUAAUCUAGAUGAAGAGGGGAGAGCAGAGAGACAGCAAGGUGCUGUUGCCGCUUCAAAUGUCAUCCGGAACUUCUCUUUCAUGCCAGAAAAUGAAGUUAUUAUGGCUCAACAUCGGCAUUGUUUGGAAACAAUGUUCCAGUGCAUAGAAGAUUAUGUUACAGAGGAUGAGGAACUUGUCACAAAUGCUCUUGAAACAAUUGUAAAUUUGGCUCCGCUGCUUGAUCUUCGAAUUUUCAGCUCAUCAAAGCCAUCCUACAUUAAGAUAACAGAAAAACGUGCAGUUCAAGCCAUCAUGGGGAUUCUAGGAUCUUCAGUCAAAGCCUGGCAUUGUGCCGCAGCUGAGUUACUUGGUCGUUUAAUAAUAAAUCCUGACAAUGAACCUUUUCUUCUUCCCUUUGUUUCUCAGAUACACAAGCGCUUGGUUGAUCUUCUGAGUUUUCCAGCAUUGGAUGCUCAAGCAGCUGCUGUUGGUGCACUUUAUAACCUUGCUGAAGUAAAUAUGGAUUGUCGAUUAAAACUUGCUAGUGAGCGAUGGGCCAUUGACCGAUUGUUAAAAGUGAUCAAGACACCCCAUCCAAUUCCUGAAAUUUGUAGAAAAGCGUCUAUGAUAUUGGAGAGUCUCGUGUCUGAGCCACAGAACAGGCCGUUGCUGCUAGCUUUCGAGAAUGCCUUUGCAGAGAUAUUGUUUACAGAUGCCAGAUAUUCUGAUACAUUUGCCAGGAUAUUAUACGAAUUGACUGCGCGACCAAAUAGAGUGGCAUCAGCUCGCGGUGUAUGGGGCAUGUAACCAAAAAUCGUGCCUUGAAGGUGACUAUUGGAUUGGUAGUCAAGCUAAAUUAACAUUUAGGUACUUUUUUUGUACAUACAACAGUUAAAUUAAGCACCAAAUAUUAAAUUGGGGUUUAUAAAAAAUUUUCUAUUCAUGUGUUGUAUUAUUUAAAAAUCAGAUGUACUUUUUAAAAUUCUCCGUAGUUCACUGAUGUUUCUGCUGAAGAUUUUUAUCUAUAUUUUGUUGUUGUUGAUAAAAUGAUUUAUAUUUUAUUCC